Lepisosteus oculatus (spotted gar) is the source of this 5476-nucleotide messenger RNA. It is a transcript of the gene opa1, whose product is annotated as OPA1 mitochondrial dynamin like GTPase. Gene Ontology annotation, molecular function: microtubule binding; GTPase activity; GTP binding. NCBI's taxonomy places the organism in Eukaryota, Metazoa, Chordata, Actinopteri, Semionotiformes, Lepisosteidae. Gene Ontology annotation, cellular component: mitochondrial membrane; microtubule; cytoplasm. The record is from RefSeq and is a predicted model, not a curated record. Gene Ontology annotation, biological process: mitochondrial fusion.
AGUUUCCAGGAAGUGCUGCUGUCAUUUGGUUUCUUGCAGUGUCCUUGUUAGUGUGCACCAAAUGUUAAAAAAUGAACUGAAUUUUCUCGAAAAUUUAUAUAUUUCAAACAACUGCUGUUUCUGAAACCAUUUUAGAGCAUAAUGUUAAGGGCCGGAACGGCACUAACAUGCUUGGCCUGCAGGAAAUUGGUCACCACCAGCCCGGGCGUGAGGGUCCCCUUGCAGACACUGAACCCGCUGUCCCGAGCCAUCCACCACAGGGGUUCCCCUGGCACCAGCCUUCACAGAGCCCCCCCGCGUUCUGCAGCCCGGCACUUCAGCUCCCUGUCCCGCCCGCCCCUGCGGCCCGCACGGCCCCUGCCCCGAGGCCCUGGGUUCCAGCCCCGCCGCAGCUUCUGGGUAGCCAGGCUCGCCACCAGGCUGCUGCGGCUCCGCUACCUUUUGCUGGGGUCAGCGGUUGGAGGAGGCUACACUGCCAAAAAGACUUUUGAUCAGUGGAAGGAUAUGGUGCCUGAUCUUAGUGAAUAUAAAUGGAUAAUACCAGAUUUCAUUUGGGAACUUGAUGAGCAUAUCGAUUUUGAAAAAAUCAUCAGUGCCCUACCUGAUGCAGAGGAACUCGCCAAACUGCUACCUGAUUUUGAGAAGAUUGGGGAGAACUUCAGUUUUCUGAAAGGUCUAGUUUCCAAAGGUAUGAGUGUGGUUAGUGAAGUCAAAGGAGCUUCUGAUCUGCAUCUGUUGUUAGAAUCAUCAGGGGAAUCUACAUUCAGAACCACAGGAAACCAAGGAUUUGACAGCAGUGAUAAGCAGUAUAAGAAGGGUCUGCUUGGGGAGCUCAUUCUCAUACAGCAGCAAAUCCAGGAGCACGAGGAGGAGGCCCGCAGAGCCACAGGUUAUAACACGAGCUCCUCGCAGCAGAAGCGAAAGGUAUCUGACAAAGAGAAAGCAGAUCAACUACAAGAGGAGCUUCUCAGAACUCAGAUGAAGUACCAGAGGAUGCUCGAGCGCCUGGAGAAGGAAAACAAGGAGCUGAGGAAAGUGGUGCUGCAGAAAGACGACAAGGGCAUUCACCAGAGGAAGGUCAAGAAAUCCUUGAUUGACAUGUACUCUGAGGUCUUGGACGUCCUUUCAGACUACGACUCCAACUAUAACACCCAGGAUCAUCUGCCAAGGGUUGUGGUAGUUGGCGAUCAGAGUGCUGGGAAGACCAGUGUCCUAGAGAUGAUUGCCCAGGCCAGGAUUUUCCCCCGAGGGUCUGGGGAGAUGAUGACUCGAGCCCCUGUCAAGGUGACGCUGAGUGAGGGCCCUCACCACGUUGCCAUGUUUAAAGACAGCACCCGCGAGUUUGACCUCAGCAAAGAAGAGGAUCUUGCGGCCUUAAGACAUGAAAUUGAAAUCAGAAUGCGGAAGAGUGUCAAAGAAGGACAAACAGUCAGUCCAGAGACCAUAUCUUUGAGUGUGAAGGGGCCUGGCAUACAGAGAAUGGUACUGGUGGACCUGCCUGGUGUCAUUAGUACCGUGACCUCUGGCAUGGCAGCUGACACAAAAGAAACCAUUUUUAGCAUAAGCAAGGCUUACAUGCAGAAUCCAAAUGCCAUCAUUCUCUGUAUUCAAGAUGGUUCUGUGGAUGCGGAGCGCAGCAUUGUGACGGACCUGGUCAGUCAAAUGGACCCUCAGGGGAAGAGAACUAUAUUUGUGCUGACUAAAGUGGACCUGGCGGAGAAGAACCUGGCCAGUCCCAGCAGGAUUCAACAAAUCGUUGAAGGAAAACUAUUUCCUAUGAAAGCUUUGGGCUAUUUUGCUGUUGUGACUGGAAAAGGUAGUAGCAGUGAAAGUAUUGACUCCAUUAAAGAUUAUGAAGAAGACUUUUUCCAGAAUUCCAGAUUAUUGAAGACAGGCAUGCUGAAAGCUCAUCAAGUGACUACAAAGAACUUGAGCCUGGCUGUGUCUGACUGCUUUUGGAAGAUGGUCCGUGAGUCAGUCGAGCAACAGGCAGAUGCAUUUAAAGCAUCACGCUUCAACCUGGAGACAGAGUGGAAGAACAAUUACCCUCGACUGCGGGAACUUGACAGGAAUGAACUCUUUGAAAAGGCCAAAAAUGAAAUCUUGGAUGAAGUGAUCAGCCUGAGUCAAGUUACACCAAAACAUUGGGAAGCGAUUCUUCAGAAGAAGUUGUGGGAAAGGGUGUCCACUCACGUCAUUGAGAACAUCUACCUACCAGCUGCCCAGACCGUGAACUCUGGCACCUUCAACACCACUGUUGACAUCAAACUCAAGCAGUGGACUGACAAGCAGCUGCCACAUAAGGCAUUGGAGGUGGCCUGGGAGACCCUUCAGGAAGAGUUUGCCCGCUUCAUGAGCGAGUACAAAGGCAAAGAUCAGGAUGACAUUUUCGACAAGCUCAAGGAGGCUGUCAAAGACGAGAGCAUUAAGCGGCACAAGUGGAAUGAGCGAGCCGAGGAUAGUCUGAGAGUUAUCCAACACAACGCUUUGGAAGACCGGUCCAUAACUGACAAACCACAGUGGGAUGCAGCAAUACAGUUCAUGGAAGAGACUCUUCAGUCUCGUCUUAAUGACACUGAAUCUGUAAUCAAAGAUAUGGUGGGUCCAGACUGGAAGCAGAGAUGGCUGUACUGGCAGAAUCGCACACCAGAACAGCACGUUCGCAGUGAAACCAGAAAUGAGCUGGAGAGGCUACUGAAAGUGAAUGAGGACCAUACAGCGUAUCUGGCCAACGAUGAGGUCACUACAGUGCGGAAAAACCUGGAAGCCAGAGGGGUGGAGGUGGACCCCAUUUUGAUAAAGGACACAUGGCACCAGCUGUAUCGACGCCACUUCCUGCACAAAGCACUGUCUCACUGCAACCUCUGUCGAAGAGGAUUCUACUACUAUCAGCGCCACUUUGAGGACUCUGAGCUGGAGUGCAAUGAUGUGGUCCUGUUCUGGCGGAUCCAGAGAAUGCUUGGAAUUACAGCAAACACACUCAGACAGCAGCUUACAAACACUGAAGUCCGCCGUCUGGAGAAGAACGUGAAGGAGGUGCUGGAGGACUUGGGGGAGAACAACGAGAAGAAGGUUCAGCUGAUAACAGGCAGGAGGGUGCAGCUAGCAGAGGACCUCAAAAAGGUCAGAGAAAUUCAGGAGAAACUUGAAGCCUUUAUUGAAGCCCUUCACCAGGAGAAGUAGAGAAACAGAGACAUUGGAUGCAGACCUUGGAUCACAUAGAAUAUGCACUGAUCAGAGAUGACAAAUAUGUCCUCAUACUCUGUUGUAAAUUCCUGCUAAUUAUUUGCGUCCCACCUUUAAUUUUUAUGGCCUUAAUACUUUGGCACACAAAAUUUCCAAAAGAAUGAUUUACCCCUUUUAAAAUCUUCUUACUGAAAUACAAGGUGGAUUUAAGCCUGUUGAACAAGCAAGAUGAAUGUGAAGUAGAACUUUGUGUAUAGUUUCUCUCACCUAAAAGCUGUUUGUCACCGAUAAAGGAAGCACACCAGUUUAUUUGUGGGUUUUUUUUAUCACAGCUAUAUGUAUAUUUCUGAAAAUAGCUCACAGCAUCCAGUACAAACCAAGUAUGUUCCAGAUGCUAACAAUUUUGGAACUGUUAAAAUGUAAAAAAAAAGUUUCCUUGGUUUUGGCCUGUUUCAAAUAAAUAGGGGUUUUGUAGAGAGGGAAAAGCUUUUUCCCCUUAUGGAAGACCUGCUGCUGUUUAUUAAACGCUUACACCAUUCUACAUCUGUUACUGAUUCAGCACAUUGGUCUCUGAACUAAUGUGGUGUGGAUCUCAGGAUGCAGGAAGUGAGUGUUAACAGACAGACUCUCGGAGCUGAAACUGCCUUCAGUCUAGUGGUAUCCUAGACGUUCAGGAACUUGUGACUCGAUCAUCGCCUGCAGUCAGAUCUGCUUGUAAUUUGAAUGCUCUGAGAGACUGGGGCUGAAGCCUUCUUUACUCUGAAUUCCACCAGAUGAAUGGAGGCUGAUAGACAUUACCGAAUUACAUUCUUGUUCUGCUAAAGACCGAAGGCAAUUAUUUUAGGUAGCAAAGCGAAUGUGGCAAGGUUGCUUUCCCUAAAGCAUACAUACAUGUAGAUACCACCUUUGUGUGUUUUAAUGUUUCUGGAACAGUCUCUAGAAUAGAAUUUCCAUUGGUUCACUAGUUUAAAACUCAUGUCUUCUCUAUAAGUAAGAAGGGACAGCUUUGUUGUCGAUACAGCACUAAGGUUUAGUAUUUUAUUUUAAUACCCAUUGUAGAUUAAAAAAAUGAUCAUUAAAACACAUUCUAAGAGAAAUGUGUUUUUUUCAUCAAGGAUAUCUUUAUGUAUAACACAGUUGUAUUGAUACAGACUCCGGAAUUUUCUGCUUUUGUUUGCUCAGUGAAUUGAGCAUAAUGCCAUUAUCAAAUUGUUGUACUUUUUCUUCCUGUCACGUUGUCAUGUCUCUUGUCUUUUCCUGAUGUGCUUGCCUACGUGUGUUGUCCCUUUGGCAGAGAAAGCUUUGACAAGAUCAAAAAAGCAACAGAAUCCUUCCUGCCACAGCCAGCUAGGAUACAGCUUUGAUUUCCAUUAGAUGCCUAGUUUUAAAAGCCUCCUAAACACUGGCAGUCAAUAAAAGCAGCUGGGACAGGAAGCAUUUUAUCUUCUAGAGCAAGUAAAUUCCUCUUGAGCAAAAAAGAUUCUAAAACAGAGCAUUUUGGAACAAUGCAAAAUGUUUGGUUGGCAUUCAUAGUACUUAGGAUCAGCACCGUCCCCAAGGUAAAUGAAUGUGAAAGAAAACCUUUCAUUUAUUUUUGCAGUUCCAAAAAGUCUGAUUCUAAAUCCAAAUGCUCAACACACACACAUUUGCCCAGCACUAUAGGCUAUUCAUAUAAUUAUAUUCCAUGGAAACGUAUUAGAAUAUUAAAACAUUUUAACCUAGUUUAAUCCAAACUCUCAGAUGGCACUUGAGGAAGUCUGUUCUUUGCAUAUUGCAUAUUGUUUAGGCUGAGUUGUUUCUUCCCUAUUUUCUUCCGAAAACUUAUUGUUCAGGAAACUUCCUGUUGGUCAAUAAGGGUAUGCCACUGCAAUAUAUAAAAUCAUGAGUCCUGUUGUCAUUGCUAAGGUGAUAAAAAAGUAAAUAUUGUCUAUAAACAGAUAUAGUACAGUAAUUGAGAGUGACAGAACAUACUUUUCUUUCCAGUAUUUAAUGCUUUGAUCAACAUGAAAGAUUUCUGGGUUGUAGAAUUCCUUUGUUUUACCAGUUAAGGUCUUGCAUGUUGUAUCCCAUCAAAGGUGUUGUAUUUAUUAAACGUGAUUGUGUUGAAAAAAGGACAUUAAUAAAAACGUCAUUUUCCAUGAAAAAGUGAAGGCAAUUCAAAAUGUACAGUCUUUCAUGACAAUGAAUCGUGCAGUGUACAGUAUAGUACAGUGAGAUCUGCUCAGUUCGCCUCAAUCCUGUGUGCCCAAGGUUUGCUUAUUAAAGCAUGGUCUGUACAGUGUCUUCUGGA